Molecule: messenger RNA, 9876 nt
Organism: Anopheles stephensi (Asian malaria mosquito)
Lineage: Eukaryota; Metazoa; Arthropoda; Insecta; Diptera; Culicidae
Product: insulin-like growth factor-binding protein complex acid labile subunit
Exons: 2
Coding region: 1220-2851 (543 amino acids)
Molecular function (GO): protein binding
Source: RefSeq, a predicted model, not a curated record
AUCCCGACUGGCGAAGGCUGCUGCGACGCUAAACAAGCGAUGCUCCGAGAGAGAGAAGAUUAGUUCGAGCUGGAUGUUUCAUAAUAUUGGAUCGGUUGCGCUCGGUCACCGGACAAACGGCACUAGGGCAUCCGUUCGCAUCCUUUCGCAGCAUUAAAAGCCCCCCCGCGUACUAACCGUGCGUGUGUGUGUGUUUGUGUGAGGUGAGGUGUGCAUGUGUGUAUUUUUUAUCGAGAAAAAAACAAUACUGAUGUUUAAUCAACAAAUCGUUAAAACAAAUCCGUGAAACCCCUACCGUUGCCAAUUUUUGGUGCCAAAAAAAGUGUGUGAAAGUAAUUGUCGGCCAAGUGUUGUGUGAUUUUUUUUUCUCUCUCAAAGAAGGGUGAUUUUUUUUCCUACAUCCAACAAAUUUUCCGGAUCGUGUUGUGCCAAAAGCUUGCCAAAAAAGCAAUCCGCUUCCAUGACUACGAUCGACAACGGUGCAAAGCUGGAGGUCCCGUCCCGUCCAUUCGUGCCCGAACGUUGGCCACUUUCGAGCCCGGGAAGCGCCGAACUUUCGUGUGUGUAGGCGUGUCCUGGUUCCGGUUUUCGUGUUUCGUCAACCCCCGGGUCACUGAAAGGUCGGCAAUUCCAAAAAAAAAACCCUCCACUUUCCAACAAAAGCACAGGUUUAUUGGAGGAAAAUUUCACCACCAGAGAGUACUGUUGAUCGAACACCUAUCCGGUUCGGUGAACCGGAAAGCGAACAAAUUGGACCAAUGAGACCCGGAUUUGGGACUGACUGAUGAAUGAACCGGGAGGCCAACUGAUUUGCUGCCCGUUCCAGACAGUGCUGGUCAGCGAGGGAAUUUAGUUUAUCAUUCCGGAAGUGUCCGUUUGCUAGUGCCCGGGUCGUCUCGAUUCAAUUUUGGGUAGCGGUACGGCACGCACGCAAGGGAGUGGCUCAUUUGCGUCGUUGUGCGACCCCCUCCCCCCGGAAGAGACGGACCUGGAAUGCUGAUUGCGGCAUAGGAUAAAAGGAGCGACCGUUCAAAAAGGGACACUCGACGAAAGAUAAGAGCUAAUGCACCACUGUGACUACGAGUGACGUCUAACGGACACUGUGUGUUUUCGGGUGGAGCAGACUCUGGCUACUUAAAGUGGCGGCACGGAGAAUUCGGCCUAGAGUGGAGCUUGCAAGAGAUAAUUCACCUACAAUCCUUACGUGUAAACCCUCAAAAUGACACUCAUCAUAUCGUGGAUCUUCAUACUCGGACUGAUCGUACCAGAUCUGUCAUCGAGCCUGCUGCACUGUCCGCACCGGUGCCACUGUGACGAUGAAAAGCUGGACGUAAACUGUGAGGAAGGCCAUCUGGACGUACUGCCGAUCGCGCUCAAUCCCUCGAUCCAGCGACUCGUAAUAAAGAACAACAAGAUCCGCAUCAUUGACUCAUCGAUCCAGUUCUACUCCGAGCUGACGCUGCUCGAUCUUAGCUUAAACUAUUUGUUCAACAUCCCGGAUCGUACCUUCGGCCACCAGCGUAAGCUGCAGCAGUUGCAUCUGAACCACAACAAGAUCAGCACUAUCUCGAACCGAACGUUUGUCGGGUUGGGUGAGCUGUUGGUGCUGAAUCUGCGAGGGAAUUUGAUCGAUCAGAUCGAUGCCCUAACGUUUACACCGUUGGCAAAAUUGGAGGAGCUAAACCUCGGUCAGAAUCGAAUCGCUAGCGUUGGGUUGUCCGUGAGUGCGUUUGUGGGCAUCGGUGAUCUCAAGAUACUGCUGCUGGACGACAAUCUGCUGAGUGUGAUUCCUUCGGCGGAAACGCUCCGGCCCAUCGAUAAGCUGGCUGAGCUGUACAUUGGCACCAACUCGCUCGUGACUGUGGAGGAUGGAGCGUUCCAGGUCCUCUCGGAACUUACGCUGCUGGAUCUGAGGAGUAGCUUACUGCCUAACGUAUCGGAAGGUACAUUCAGCGGGAUCGAGAACCUGAAGUCACUUAACCUAGCCGAUAAUCGAUUCGUGCACGUGCCAUCGUCACCGCUCGCUGUACUGCGUCGACUAGAAGAGCUGGAAAUUGGACAGAAUCACUUCGAGUCGGUACCGGCUCACGCAUUUCGUGGACUGCCCAAUCUGAAGCGGUUCGAGCUGAAGGGUUCCCUGUACUUGCGACGUAUCGAGCGUGCUGCCUUUCAAACAAACACAAACCUAGAAUCGAUAGUAAUCGAAUCGAACAAAGCACUGACCGUGCUGGAAGAAGCCACGUUCGCUGGAUUGCUUUACCUGAAGCAUUUAAGUCUACGCAAUAACGGACUCGAACGGCUGGACGAAGGUAUGCUGUCGUGGAACAGUUUGCGCACGGUCGACAUCUCCGAUAACCCGAUCAACUGUGAUUGCUACUACUCAAAACUGUUGCAACGACUUCAAUCGGCUGCUCGCGUCAGUUACAACGCAACCGGGUGUCCCCAUCAUCUGCCCGAUCAGUGGGAGUGUGAGUAUAUGCUGGAGAAGAACAAGAACCUGAUCUCCGUUGUGGUACCGCUGGUCGCGAUCGUCACUGCAAUUGCGUUGGCUUUCUAUCGCUUCCGUGGACUGCUGCGUGAGUACGUGAAGAAUGGUUGCAAGAGUAAGGCAGCGGCGAGUACAACACCGGCCGGACCGGCCGGCAUGCCCGUGCUGCCUCCGAUCGGCCGUUCGGAGCUUUCAACCGUGGUGGACUACGAGAAAACGCUCGCCGAUGAUGACUACGUUAUACGGUCCAGCAACCUGUACCAUGGGGGCGUCGGACAGCCCAUCCUCAACGGCUACCCGUUGUAUCUGCAGCAGAACCCGAGCGUUUACUACAACAAGCCACUACCGAUUACCGAGUUAUAGUAUUGAAGGUUGGAGGAAUGCGACGCUAGCGUGUAAGUUGGUUCUCGCUAACGGGCAGUCCGUACUCCUAAGAGAUUGAUAAUUUUUCAACCGCAAACCUCAAUUCCAUUUCACUUUAAUUUAUUUAAGAACGUACGUUAAGUUCGUAUGAUGAAAGGGGGUGAAAUUGGCCACGGAUACAUACCGAAGACAUUCCAACUGAUCGUUCCAUUACGAUCGAUUCUGAAGUAGGUCUUAAGUUGAUUGUGAUGUUUUGUUCAGAUAAUCGUGUACAUUUAAGAACGAGUUUGCUGUAUGAUAUUGCUUAGAGUCUAUUUCGUAAUGAUUAAGUCGUACAAUAAGUUUGGGAGACGAUAGUUUUAUUCUGAAACGUACAGGUCUUGCCUUGACUGCAUGAUGAGAGGGCCAUCAGUACUUUGAGACUAAUUAGACGAGUGGUGAGUGUGGAGGUUCGUAGCAUAAGCAAUAGGAUCACUGUCAACUAAACUUUCUCUCUAUCUCUCUUUCGCGCGCGCUCUGUGUGUGGAGAAAAAGGACAGAGACUUAAUACUUACCGUCAGCGAACAUUGGAAGAGGUUUUGCUUCCCAAACUUACAAAUGCAACUCAACAGCAAUAAUAAAAGAUUUAAACUAAACAAAAUCAACCUACGAUAGCUCUACUAGACAUGAAUGUUUAAACCAAACAAAAAAGCAACUCAGUCCCCUCUUUAUCACUAGCUGCACUGCAUCAUUAACGCCUUCCCCUAGUACUUACUAUUCCGUAGCGUGGAACACAUAUUCCAUAAACAUGCAAACUCUUGAGAGGAACGAAAACUUGCCCACUUCAUGCCCAAAAAACUUGCUCCAUUCUAAGCUCCGAAUUUCAAUUUAAUCAAAGUUAAUUGCUUUUUUUCUGUGUGUGUUUACCAACCAACAAUUGAAACCUUCCGACCAUUUCACCUGCGUAUCAUUUUCAGCCAAGCACAAAUGCCACGAUACAUACGGAGUCCUGCAAAUGGUACUCGCUCACAGGUCACGGGUCCUUUCUCGCGGUAAUUGUAAUUAUAAUGUGUUGAAGUGUAACGAGAGUGAAUGCAGCAAAGGAAAAACUCGGGCAAAACGAAAAGUGCUGCAACAAACACGUCGCUUCCGACCGUUUUGGUAGAUAAAGUGGUAGAAUUUAAUCCCUUCUUGCAGUAAUCCGAAGACGCACGCGACGUCGUCGCUUCCCGGUGAAACAGAAAUUGAAAGGAUAAACCCGGCAGAAGGCAACGACUAACCACAAUCCGUUUGCUUUUUACUGCUGGUGGAAAAAAAACCCCGGUGAGCCCCUAGGAAUGGUGGAAAAGUUCCACAUUUGCCAUGAUUAUCCGUUUGUUCCUGCAGCCUUUUUCUCGUCCAGUUUUCCCGAGGCCAGGGGAUAUUGGAAUGCUUUCCCCCGCCUGUUUGUGUGUGUGAGUUUGUGUGCUUGUAACAGACGUUGGUCUGUGUUUCAAGUGGUCCGACUCCGGGAAGCGAAGGGCUUUUUGCUGCCAGCCCCUGUUUUUUUUUGGGAGAGGCUAAACUUUUUACCCUACGUGCGGUUAGGGAUGCGUGUCGUUGGGUGGGAAAGACGUGGGCCAGGUAGCACACAUUCCUGGCAUGGGUGGGGGAAGUGGAACGAGGUUGGACAGGAAAAAAGGCUCCAGCUACUCUGUCUGGGUCUAUUAUUUUUUUUUUGUUUCGUUCACCAUGGAUAGGGAAAACCCCGGCACCAAGCACCAAGGAUCAGGGUGAUACCGAUGAAGGUGAUGAUGGUGAAGAUGAUGGUGGGAAAAAUUAAAACAAACGAUUUGCGAGUGACUCGCUUGCACACAUCGAGCGCCUACCGUGCCCGUAGUGUUCUUAUCGGUGCUUUCACGGACUGGCGCGGCCAGGGAAACCCCGGUCCGAAAAAUUAAAGCGAGCAACCAGGCGCCUCCAUCGCAAUGUGUGGUGCUUUAAGCACAAUAUUCACAUUGUUUUUAAGAGAUUUUGUUGGUGUGUGUGUGUGUGCAAAUACUGGUGGUCGUCGUCAUUGUUUUCUGGUCCCAACUUUAGUCCACAACACAAAUAAUGAGCACAAAUUUGGCAACCACCAUAGUCGACCGUCGCACAGCCGAGUGCUUUGCAUUCUCGAACUUAAGGGAAACCAGCAACUGGCGCUGGCUGGCUGACUACUUUUACUUUCACUUUUGCGGACGAAAGCUUGCACGUUCCCGUUUGCUGUGGUUGAAUGUUUGUUCAGUCCUGGGACUCGAGUUCUGAGACUGGUGGUGGGGCGUUUUUUUUUCUUCUCUCAAAAUAGCAAUACAAAUUAUGGAUUUCCACAUUCAUUGUUUUUUGGUGGUGGGCCAAAAUGGUGCACGGUUGUUCGCCUGGCCGGAAAUGAUCGUUCCCGGAGAGGGAAAGAGUGUGAGUGAGAGUGUGCGAAGGGAUAAUAAAACAAAUGGAGCUUCACCACUGGGUGUAUACGUCUGCUGCUGCCGAUGCUGGCAAGUCUCGAGUGGAUUGGUCUGGUGUGGUGGAUUUUCCAUUUGAAUUCCCCACGAACAGCUCACGUUACAUGAAUCUGUAAUUACCGUUGGCAGCCGUUUCCACGAGGUACGUGGAGCUGGAGAAAAAUAUUCCCGCCAACAGGGAGCAAAACAAAAAAUCCUUAGAACGUAGCGGAUUGUCUGGUCGAUUACCUUUUGCCGUGUGGUUCGCUACUUGGUGCCGGUACGCUUCGGGCACCUUUGUAGGCUUUCACCAUUGUGCGGUAUCUGUUGGCUGAUACCGUUGCAUAAAUGUAGGGCACACGUGCUUCGUCUCGGUGGCCUCGGUGAUGUAUCGUGGCGCGGUCUGGUCGUAUUUUGAAUUCCCAUAAUGCUUGUCGGCACAGCAAGUGGGAAAUUCUACACACCUUUUACGGUAGACAGGCAUACCACCACUAGGAAGUGGAGACCCCGGUGUGGUUAGAAGCUCUAAAAAUGGAUGCAUGUUCGCUGUGUGUGUCCUUUUUUUUCGGUACCUUCACCAAACUCGUACGCACCCCUGAGGCUUCACGCGGAUGCUGCGGAUUCCGAUGGAAACGAUCAUUACUUGGGCUCGCGGCACCAGCCACUAGCGAGCUGUUGGGCGAGAAGAUAAACAUUAACAGCACAUUUAACACACAUACACGCUCGUACACAUACAGGUAGGCUUUUGUGGAAGUUGUUAGUUCGCUUUUUUUCUCUGUUUUCCACGUCCUUUGCCGAGCCGCGUUUUCCUCACCAGACCAGAGAUUGUUAUACUAAUGCUUUUUCGCGCUCUAUACGGUAAAACAGUGGAGCGGAGCCAGCCGUCAAAAGGAGCCUUCGUCGAGCCAGCUCCCGUGUAGAGCAAGUUUUACUUUCAUCGGUGAAGUUUAAGCAUUCGGCAAACGCGGCAAUGAUGCACACCGCAGUUCGACCGAUUGUUCGAAUCGGUGGAAGAGAAAGAAAAAGAGACUGCGCUAGGGUGUUUUGUUCGUUCUGGGACGUCUGGGACGAUAAUAAUGGGUUUGGCUGGGUGCCCACUUGUGGCACUGCCGAUUGUUGUUCAUUGUUGGGCGUACAUGAACUACCAUUACUACGCGGCCACUAUUACUAAGCGGCAGCAAACAAUAGAUAGUUUGUUUUUCUCCCCACCUGUGCAGGAAAAGCGCUGUCCGCAUCAUUUACCGCGAGUAGUUGUUUGUGACGGUGCAAUGAAUGGGAAGCAGCUUUUGUGGUAAGCGGUCGGAUUACACAAAAGCGACAAUUGUCAGUCAUUGUUGGUGUAAGGAGUAAGGUUUUUAGAGGGAAUUAGAGAGAAAAGAGAUGGUUAAAAUGAAAAAAAUUGCUCUGGGUUUUUGGUCAUUGAAAUGAGCUUCUAUCGUUAUGCGCCUAAAGGUAUGCAAUGCUUUGUUUCAUAAGGGCUGUAAACGGUCAGUGAACUCCAUUAACGAAAAUUGCCGCUUUACUUACUUACUUCAUGGCUUGCUGCAGUCUUCCUCACUGCUGCUUACGGUCUAGCGUUGACGUCUACCAUUCCCGGUCAUUCUGAAGGACCUAUCCACGCUAUCACUCGGCAUUUGGGCAUAUUGUGCCUUAGUUGUCCAUGUACACAACCUAAAAGGACAAUAAGGCAUGAGUUGUCCGGUGUGCUUCUCACUACAUUACUUGAGCUCGUUUUUGAAGCGUCAUCUCCAUUGUCUUUCCACAAAGUCGCGACUAGGAGAGCUUCUUCUUUUUUGGAGUCCAUGUCUCAGAGGAGUAUGUGAGUACAGGGACGAUUAUUGCCCUUUACAGUCUUUGCCUUUCAAGUAACAGCAGCCAAACACCCUGACGCGUAUCUCAACAUUUAUGUUGAAACCGUUGCUGACUUUGACCACGGAUAAGUGAAGUUCUCGCACGCUCGAUUCUUAAGUCAGCUUUUCAAGCAUAAAAGAGUCUCAAACCAAAGAUAUCUAUGUCAUCAGCGUAUGCCAGGAUCUGGAUUGACUCAUGGAAGACAGUCAGCAAAAUUAUCACCUCCGAGUCAUGGAUGGCUAUUUCUAGCUUCAAAUUGAAGAGAAGACAGGCAAGUCCAUCUCCUUGGUGCAGGUCAUUGGUGACAGCAAAGGCCCCUGAGAGUCUUUCUGCCUCCUUUCCUAACCGUAUGGAGGUGGCUGGUUAGCUUGACCAAGAUUUUAAAAGAGCUCACUGGAUCGAUGAGGAGGUGCUGCACCGCCAUCUUCUCCAAGACUUGCUGGUUGGAGCAGAUCCAGCAAGCGCUCGAUUUUCCCGCUUCGGAAUAUUCUCUGAUAGUUACCAACUAUCUCUACGAUAAAUGGAAUAAGUAAACCUUGCAGUAACAGAGAAAAAAUCUUGUAGACGCUAUUCAGUUACCUCAUGGGAGUUAAAACAAAAUAUGCUUUGAAUAUUGUAUUCCAUAUCCAAUUUUAUUAAUCAAAUAAUGCUUUGUUUGUUUAACUCAAUAUGGAAACCAUGUGCUUUUUUCCCCGAUGGAACAAACAACCUUCUGCGUUCGCAGUAGCAGAUUACAAUUCAAUUUUUAAAUGAGUUGUUAAACGAAUUUUGCCAUCGCCAACACUACCUGAACAAUGUGAUAUGUAAAUUGGGAAAACCUCCCACCCGGAUGCGGAUCGUAAAAAUAGGCACACAAAUCCACUUAAUAGAAAACCCUGUCUUCCAAGCGCUCCAACGCACCGGUGACUCACAUAACACUGGAUAAAACUCAUCGAAAUACUUUCACCACGAUUUUCAGCCCACCGUCUCUCUUCUCCCGCUUGCUCCCCACACUUCUAGCUCGUUUGUUGCGAUCGUACGCGAGCUGGUGGGAAAUUGUUGAAAUUUUUCCUAUCACUUACCAAACCGACCGGCAAACGCUGUGAACUGACGCGCUGUAAGCAACGUUGUGCUCCCCGGAAACCCGUACGAGAACGAGUUUUGCUAAUUUUUACCACAAGCCUAACACGUUCCGACGAGCGUUGUGAGCGAUGGACGGGAGCCGCUUUUCUGUCACCUGGUGCCCGUAAUCACCGUACCUUCGUGUAUGUGAGUGAGACUUUGAGCUUCGAACCGGGGGGACGAAAAAAGUCAAAAUGUUUGAUUAGAUUAACAGGUAAUUGAGUGCAGCUGUGUGUGUGUGUGGGGGGCGGUUGGUACCUUGUCAAACCAUUUGAGCAUAUUUGUGACGGUAGAACGAAAAAUCAACCGACCGAUACUGCAACACCGGGAGAAGUUUUCCCGGUGGUGGGACAACAAAAAAAGAAAGUCGCAACCGAGUCUACUGUACAAAACAUAGGAAAACUCAGUAACCGAUCCGUGUGGUGAUGGAUAAAAAGUUUCCUUACUGGAAUUUUUCGAAGCCGUAAAGGUUUUUUGCUGUUGCUGUUGUUGAAUUUUCCGAAAAUGGAUCCUCCCCCUAGAUCAUUGCCACACAUGCUUCGGAUGAAAUGCUGCUGGAAACAAAAGGAAGGAUAAAAGCAAAUUCAUUUACAUAUGGCGCUCAUCGUACGUCCUUUUUCUUAUCACAGGUGGGAAGGUUUUUGGCCGGUUUUUCUCUGGGAUGGCUGAAAGUUUUAAAGAGGAAAAACAAGCUACAUCGCCGCAUCCCACGUACCCGCGCCGGCUAAUCAGCUAAUCGGUCGAGCAUGGAAUGAUGAGCCGCCCGGUUACAAAUUAGUCAAAGUGAAUAUUUUGAUAAAAUCGUCCACGGGUUCGUGGUGUUCACGAAAGCACACCGUUUCCUGACGUGUUGCCACCGGUAUUUGCUUUCCCCCUGGGUUCGCGAGGGCACGCGGACGCGAGCGUAGUAAUUAGGAUAAAUUAUGUAAAUGUGGAUAAACUCGGGCUCAAGUUAUUAUUUUAUUUAUCUUAUCCGUACUCCCGACCGCAUCGAAUUAGUAGCACGUCAAUGGGCGUCCGUGGCCUGCUUGGUGAAGGGACCCGGAUAAAAAGGAACCUGGUGAAGGUGUUUUGCGAGAGAGUAAAAUGCUGCAAGUGGCUAGCCGAUGGGGUUUUAUCAUUUGCCUGCCAUUACGGCCCUAGCCAAACACGGGGAUUCCGUGGGCGAUGAUCCAUCCCUGGAAAAGAAAGUAUAAGUGAUGAAUAUUUAUAAGCUGCCGGCUUUAGUUUGGUCGGUGUUUUGGUCUGAGACUAGGAACCGCCGGGUCGAUCUGGCGCCCGGCACGGUGUUUCUUGAGGGUUUGAAAUGUUUCGUCGAUUUAAGUUUGGUUUGAAAGCGCGAUAAGGAUACACAGCUGAUACGGGGCAGAAGGUCCGUUUCUGUGCUAUGUUUCUUUCGAUUACGUUUUAAAUGGAAUUACGGAGCUUCGAAUGGCUUACCUAUCACGACACGACGAAACCAUUGUUCUGAUAAAUUAAGCAUAGUAUCCUGCAUACAGUAAAACUAAUCACCAAUAGGUAAAAUGUUUGGCAACCAUUACUCUACUAACAAAGACUAACGCGGUGAAUGAGCAAACAAUUGUACAGUGGAAUGAAAUGAUGAGAAAAAGUUGAAAAUAAAAUAAGAAAAAACAA